AAAUGCUCGAAACCGUUCUAUAUGAGGCUUGUCCUUCGGCAAUUCCUUUUUGAACUUGGCUUGGCCAUGUUAGGUGUAGUCAAAGGCCCGGUGGUGAUGUUCAUCGAUUCGCGCCUUCACAACAGCAAGGCGGCCAUGGUGUACGAAGCCCGUGCCCUCGUUGAACUUUUUGACCGAGCUGAUGUCCGACGAUGGAGAGUUAUCAUCACGCUUCCAGCGACAGAUGACGGUAUCCGUGCUGCGCGCCAACUCACCGACAAAUACUCAAUAGGUGUACAUCUUUCAAUGGUGACUUCCCUUGCACAUGCUCGCGCCUGCAUCGAAGCUGGAGCAGUUAUGCUGAGUAUGAAUAUCGCUCCAAUCAUGACAUGGUUCGAGAAGAAAGACGAAGUGGAAGUCGAACACCCAAUUACUCCCGACCAUCCUGGCAUUAAGACGAUACAAUCAUGCAUCGAUUACAUCCACCAAAACUCUCUGAACACUUCUUUGCUAGUAACUGACAUUCGGGAUUGGGAUGAAUUGAAGCAAUUAGGUGGCGUUGGCGUCGUCGCGCUGAGUCAAAAACUGCUCGAUCAGAUUUCUACGCUUGGGCUUACGACCUGGUUUCCAGAAAUAUUGGAAGAGUACGACUGUCCGCCUGUAUGUCAAUGUUCCAAGUAUCUUUUCGACUUCCGGAACCACGAAAGAGGUCUCGGAAUGAUUUUGUCCGCCGGGGAUCGUAGUAUCAUGUCGUCUGUGGUUUACAUUCAACUUGGACGAAACAAAGUUUUCAUGCAGAAGAUUGAAGAUGUCAUCAGAAAAGAAGUCGACGAGCGUUUCUACGUGGACGCCUUCGAUCCGCUCUCUACUACUCUAUAUGGCCAGGAGUCGAUUGGGUGGCGAAAACGCGAACAAGACUAA
Suillus discolor is the source of this 900-nucleotide messenger RNA. RefSeq lists its product as uncharacterized. Bases 22 to 900 code for a protein of 292 amino acids. Gene Ontology annotation, cellular component: intracellular anatomical structure. The transcript has 5 exons. Gene Ontology annotation, biological process: carbohydrate metabolic process. Lineage: Eukaryota; Fungi; Basidiomycota; Agaricomycetes; Boletales; Suillaceae. The record is from RefSeq and is a predicted model, not a curated record.